Messenger RNA from Paramecium octaurelia, 457 nucleotides. Lineage: Eukaryota; Ciliophora; Oligohymenophorea; Peniculida; Parameciidae. The record is from the annotation of a GenBank genome assembly.
CUUAAUAAUGAGAAUCCCAUCUAAAUCAAAGAUUGUGGGAGUCGGAAUAAUUGUAAUAGCAGCAAUAUGUGCUUUUAAAUUCUACAGAGAGAAGGAGCACUAUAAAGGAAUAAAAGACUAAUACAAAAACAAAUAGGGAUCACUAUAGGACUAAGUUUACUAAUAUGAAUCCAAAAUAAAACAACUAAAUGACAAGGAUAUUGAAAAUCAAAUGAUAAUAAGAGAUUUAAAUGAUAAAAUAAGGGUACUUUAAAAUGAAAAAUCAGCCAUUCUACAUAAAAUAAUCAAAUUUGAAGAAGAAAGAUAGAACUUUGAACAAUCGAAAGAAGAGAGAAAAAUAUUGGUAGAGAACAUUAGAGAUAAUAUGUCUGUCAUUAAGAGUAACCUGAAGGAAUUUAAAGAAGUAAUUUCAUCGCUAGAUAAUCACGUUUCUUAAUUGGAAAAUAAGAAUAAUUGA